Triticum urartu is the source of this 885-nucleotide messenger RNA. The record is from RefSeq and is a predicted model, not a curated record. Lineage: Eukaryota; Viridiplantae; Streptophyta; Magnoliopsida; Poales; Poaceae.
AGCAGUUCAGCACCUUCACGGCAGCACGGGUCCGCUACUCGCUAGCCGUCCGGUGAAGCCUCGCAAGCAGCUGCCGCCGGGAUAAACCGUUUGUUGGCCAGGUCUCUCUAUCCUGUUUGACACCACGCAAACUAAAUCGUGCAAGUAGCAGCGCCGUCGGACAAGACAAAAAUGCUCUCGCUGCGGGCGCCGCCCCGUACUCUCUCCGCCUCGCCGUGGCGGAGACGGGGCCGCCUCGACGGUUUCGCCGCGCCGCGUUGUGUCAGCGCCGCGCCACCCGCGACAACCCUAGAGACGGCUACCGCGCGGCCGGCAGGCGUCUCCUUCCCGAUUCUGGUAAAUGGCUGCACUGGUAAAAUGGGGGUAUCUGUUGCUGAGGCAGCUACUUCAAGGGGUCUUCACCUAGUUCCUGUUUCAUUCAGUAGCAGAGAGAACCUUGAUAAAACAAUACAAGUGGGUGAUACAGACGUUGAGAUAUAUGGCCCUUCUGCAAGAGAAGAUGUUCUUUCAUCUGUCAUUGACGAAUACCCAGAUGUAGUUGUGGUGGACUACACGGCGCCUGAUUCUGUGAACUCUAACGCCGAGCUCUAUUGCAAGCUUGGUGUGCCAUUUGUAAUGGGCACAACUGGUGGGGAUCAGCAGUUACUGUACAAAUCAGUGCAAGAUUCAGAAAACUAUGCACUAAUAUCUCCACAAAUGGGCAAACAGGUUGUUGCAUUUCUUGCUGCAAUGGAAACAAUUGCGGAGCAGUUUCCUGGGGCCUUCUCAGGCUAUCGUUUGGAGGUACUGGAAUCCCAUCAAGCAGGAAAGCUGGACACAUCUGGUACAGCUAAAGCUGUGAUUGCUUGUUUCGAGAAAUUAGGCGCGGUCUUUGACAUGGAGCGG